CCCAGCUCCGGACUCCGAGCCCACCGCAAGUCGCAGCCCUCUACUUUGAUGCCUAUCCUCAACGCUGUUGCGGCAGACUAAAAAUCAGCCGCAUAUUCCCCCGAGCGGCCUUUCCCCCGUAGCCGUAAGACAUACAUGUGAUGUUUGCGAUUCGCCAUAAUUGCCCUCUUCAGUGAGAACUUGCAUUCCCCAGCCCCCUUCCCCCUCCUCAGAAGCCCACCUCUUCAGCGUCUCCCCAAGCAUGCUCCCCUCACAAUCCGCCUCCAAAAUACCCCCGGUAAAACCCGACGACCGCUCCUUCCCACGCAUCCUCUGUCUCCAUGGUGGCGGCGUCAAUGCCGCAAUCUUCGAAGCGCAAGCACGAUGCCUAAUCCGUCAUUUGCAACACUCGUUCCGCCUCGUAUGGGUCGACGCGCCCUUCUUCUGCGACCCGCACCCAGACGUCGUUGACGUGUACAGCAGCUACUCGCCCUUCCGCCGGUGGCUGCGCUGGCUACCCUCGCACCCUGAACUCGACGAGGAAACGUGCAUUGAAGAGAUUGGCUACGCCAUGCGCACCGCCAUGCAAGACGACGACCAAGCGGGGGGCACGGGCGAGUGGGUUGGUCUCAUGGGCUUCAGCCAGGGCGCAAAGCUAUCGGCGAGUUUGCUGCUUGAGCAACAGGCCCGCGAGAACGAAGCAAAGAAGCGUGGUCCUGCGGCGCCGAUAACACCAGGUCCCACCGGUUUCCCAGAUAUCAAGUGGCGCUUUGGUGUGUUGCUUGCAGGGAGGGCGCCAUUGUCCAAUCUCAAUCCCAAGCUGCUGACUAGCAAGACGCUGGUGAAUGCGGGUAGGAUAUCAGAGGGUUUUGAGUUUUGCAAGGAGGUGGAUGAGGAGGCGACGCUUAGGGUGCCGACGCUGCAUGUGCAUGGUUUGGCGGAUCCGGGACUGGAGUUGCAUAGGAAGUUGCUGAAUGAGUAUUGUGAGAAAGGGACCGCGACGCUGGUGGAGUGGCCAGGCGCGCAUCGGAUUCCGAUUAAGAGUGUGGAUGUUGAUCCUGUGGUUGCUGCUAUUUAUGAUUUGGCUGAGAGAGUGGGAGUGAGUGUGCUGAGGACUGUGUGAGGGUGUUGGGUUUGGGGACGGGAAGGUGCACAUAUGAUGAUUUCUUGUUUACAUAACAUUCCUGCUUCUUUGCUUUGUGGAUUAUAGAAGGCGCAUCUUGCAACAAAAUUAGAAGAUACCAUAGAUCAACCGUCUUUAUCCUAUCGUCUUUUCACUCUAUCAAUAUCGGAC
Molecule: messenger RNA, 1273 nt
Organism: Bipolaris sorokiniana ND90Pr
Lineage: Eukaryota; Fungi; Ascomycota; Dothideomycetes; Pleosporales; Pleosporaceae
Exons: 1
Coding region: 242-1102 (286 amino acids)
Biological process (GO): secondary metabolite biosynthetic process
Cellular component (GO): nucleus; cytoplasm
Source: RefSeq, a predicted model, not a curated record